UGUGUUCACCAUCGGCAAGGGGACGAAGCCAUGGUGUCUCUGCCCAAGGGCAAGGGUGUCAAGCUCUCCAUCAUUGAAGAGGCAAGGAAAUGCCUUGCAGCCGCAUCAGCCACCACCGCAUAGGAGAAGCUCUCUAGAGGCCACAGCUGGUGAAGGGGAAUAUGCAGUUUUUUCCUGUGGAUCAGCAGCGUAGUCAAGCUCUUGAAGCACAUGCUGCAUUAUUUGCUUCACUAAAAGUUGCUGGAAAUGAAAACCCUUCCAUUCUUAUUGCCUUUGCCUCAAAGACUACCAAUGCAGGACAGAUUACAUCAAAGUUACAUGUGAUUGAACUUGGUGCUCAGCCAGGUAAACCUGGUUUCACAAAGAAACAGGCAGAUCUUUUCUUCCCUCCAGAUUUUGCUGAUGACUUCCCAGUGGCAAUGCAGAAAUCCAAUAAGUACAUUUUGAUAUAUGUGAUCACAAAGCUUGGGCUUCUAUUUGUGUAUGACCUCGAGAUGGCUACUGCACUUUACAGAAAUCGAAUUAGUCUAGAUCCUAUAUUUUUGACAGCAGAAGCUUCAUCUGUAGGAGGCUUUAUGCUGUCAAUAGACGAGGGCAGGUUCUUCUUGCUACUGUCAAUGAAGUGACACUUGUACCUUUUGUCAGUGGCCAGGAUUUAAAGGGGAUAUAAUCAGCUAGGGAGUUCGUUUGGUGGUACAAUGGACACCCGGACUAUAGCAAUCUCACCCCUGAUUUGAACAACACUGAUACAGCUGUUGUUCUUGGUCAGUGCAGUGGUUGUCUUGGAGGGCUGGUCAGAUUCGCAUCAGCCUCCUCUGUUGAAACACUCGAAAUACCACAAGAGAAGCAUAGGUCAACUGUCGAGCAGUGUGAAAAGGCAAUGGUCAUCCAGUCCUCAAGAGAUGGAAAACAGUGUUGGAAAUUCACAUUCCCAUGAAUCACAUCAAUUGAUUGGUUCCGCUGUUGUCAAUGAAGAAACAAAGAUGAUAGAGAAAAAC
Messenger RNA from Magnolia sinica, 998 nucleotides. Its product is annotated as clathrin heavy chain 2-like. Gene Ontology annotation, molecular function: structural molecule activity; clathrin light chain binding. The coding region runs from base 162 to 626 and encodes 154 amino acids. Gene Ontology annotation, biological process: receptor-mediated endocytosis; intracellular protein transport. NCBI's taxonomy places the organism in Eukaryota, Viridiplantae, Streptophyta, Magnoliopsida, Magnoliales, Magnoliaceae. The record is from RefSeq and is a predicted model, not a curated record. The transcript has 7 exons. Gene Ontology annotation, cellular component: Golgi apparatus; clathrin complex; clathrin coat of trans-Golgi network vesicle.